This is a messenger RNA of Paramecium sonneborni, 675 nucleotides long. The record is from the annotation of a GenBank genome assembly. NCBI's taxonomy places the organism in Eukaryota, Ciliophora, Oligohymenophorea, Peniculida, Parameciidae.
AUGGAAUAAUUACUUUUCAUUUAACCUGAAAGAAUGUUGAAAUUUGAAUAUGAAAAUAAUUAAUACAUUGCAAGAAUCGUUUUGCAAAAUGUUUCAGCAAUCUUUGUAGCUUUUAAAGUUAGAUUAAGUAAUCAAAAUGAUUAUAGUGUUAAACCAACUAUAGGAGUUUUAAGAGCUGGUAAUAGUGUAACUUUGUAAUUAACUACUGAAAAUGCAAUUUGUAUUAAUGCAGAUCGUGUUUAGAUUUUAGCUGGACCUAUUUCAAAUAAUGAGGUAUAACUCAAUCAAUAAGAAGGAUGUAAUUUAAUUUUUCAAAAAAUAACAGAGAUUGAAUUAAAAAAUCUUAAAAUGUAGUAUCGAUGAAGUUCCAUCUUUAUAAUCUACUGUUUAUAAAUCUACUAUUUCUCCAUAAGAAAUUAAUGAUUUUAAAACAACGACAAUUAAAACUGAAUAUGUUAAACCAUUGAAGAAAUAAUAAUUACUACCAAAGGAUAUUUUAACAUUAGAAGAACAAAUCAAAAAAAUAGUAAUAUUUUAAUCUAUUCUUCUUAGAGUGAAGAUCUUAAAGUUAUUAAAGAAAAAUAAAAUGAUGGGAAAAUAACAGUAGGAAUUAAACCAUUCUUGUUAUCCAUUUUAAUUUCUAUGAUUGUUGGAGUAUAUAUAACUUAUAGAUGA